UUUAGUGAAUAGGAUGCGCGUCUUCUCCCGCCGACCCGCUGCCGUUUGACAUAUUUCCCCCCGCGAGCUGGAUCCACCAACCGGUCUGUUUUCUUACCGGGGGAAGUUGGGCUCGGCAAAACUUUUCUGGCUGUACUUUUGAUGCCAGGGAAAUGGGACCGCGCCAACGGGAGAGCGUGUCCGCGCUUUGCAGGAAAAGUUUGCUCUGGACUGUGCUGAUACUCUGGCUGACCACGUUUGUUGACGGGACCUGGAAAACGGGGCUGUACAAAACCUACUCAGCUCAGACAGCAGCCUCUCACACCUCAGUCUAUCAGAAAAGGAACUGGUGUCCUCAUACGGUCACUAAGACAGUGACUUGCCAAGUGCAGAAUGGGACAGUUCUCCAGCGGGUCUACCAGACCUGCCGCUGGCCGCAGGGAUGUACAGGAGGCAGCUACAAGACCGUGGUCAGACCUUCCUAUAAAGUGGUGUACCGCACAGUGACCUCUCUGGAGUGGAAAUGCUGUCCUGGGUUCAGUGGCGCUGCCUGUGAAGAAGAAUCAGGGAACCAGCUUGUGGCUCAGGAGGCAAUAAGGAAACCAUCUACUCUACGGCGGCCGCCUGCUCGCACAGGAGAGUCGAUCUCUAACUGUCUCAACUGCAGUCGAAUCACAGCUUUGAGCGACAGGCUGACCUCACUGGAGGCGAAGGUCCAAUUACUCACUGCCCCGGCCUCCAUAUCGCAUCGCCACCUUCAGGGUAAAGGAGCAACUGCACCAGACGCCUCAUUACUGAUGGGGGCUGUGCCCGCUCAGGGAGCUCCUGGUGAGCAGGGACCUGCAGGUCCUCAGGGUGAAAAGGGGAGAGAUGGGCUUCCUGGCAGAGAUGGGAAGCCAGGGUCUCGGGGGCUGCCAGGUCCCAGUGGGCCUCGGGGAGAGGCCGGGACAAGGGGCCCAUCUGGAGCCCCUGGAUCGAAGGGAUCCCCAGGACCAGCAGGCCCCCGUGGUCCACCAGGACUCCCAGGAGAGAGGGGUCUACCAGGCCUGCCUGGGCCUCCAGGGCCUCCAGCACCAGCCAGUGCCCACAUCCCAGAACCAGACCACACUCGUGGAAAAGACCCCUUCUUCACCAACACUUUCCUCGACUCAGGGGGGGCGCCUGUUCCAGGACCUCAGGGCCCUCCCGGGCCUGUUGGUCCCCCAGGUCCGACAGGCCCAGUAGGACCACCUGGCCCAGCAGGACAUAACGGGAAACCUGGAUCUCCUGGAACACACGGCCCUGUGGGGCCAAAGGGAGAACGUGGAGAGAGAGGUCCUUUAGGUUACCCAGGAGAGAGGGGAUUCAGGGGCGAGCCGGGAGCACCGGGUCCAAAGGGAGAGCCGGGGGAGAAGGGCUUGCCGGGGGACGGAAUACAUCAGAUCAGAGAGGCGCUGAAGAUCUUAGCCGAGAGGGUUUUAAUCCUUGAGACUAUGAUCGGUAUUCAUGAGCCUGAUCUAGGGUCUGGGGAUGGACCGUUUGGCACAGCCUCCCCUAGUUUCUACAGAGAUAAGCGAGCAGGUGCGCUUCCAUAUCGACUUGCUUCUCCUCUGUCCUCCGACACCAAGGUUCGAGGGAAGUAGCUCCCCCUGCUCACCCUGAGGAUCACAGGCUGGGUUGACUCCCCCCUCCUAUAGGUCUCAUCGGCACUCAACAGAUUUAGACCUUAUCUGAUACCAUCUCUGGGCUUUACCGUCAGAUUUAGGAUGGGGGACACCUCAGGGAAACUCCACUGAUACUCCACAAUGUUCCUCCUCCAUCAGGAACCUGAGAACUAGUUUGACCCCCACCCACUGCCAUAACCAAACACUUAUCUAUACAUAAUACACCCAGCAGCUCCUUCUGUGUCUCAUUUUCUUUGGCUACAGAACUGAAGCCUCAGAUCAUGCUUGAAAAGAAAAGGAAAAUAUCUGAAUCUUCUGUUGCGCUCCUUGAGCGACAAACAGUUCUGGACUGUAAGGGUCAUUUAGAGUAAUCAAUUGAAGGAGAAAUCAGAUGUGAGAAAAGACUGGAUUUGAGUUUGUAUUGCUUUCACAAUGUAACUGCAAUCUGAAGAGAUUCCAUUAUUUAAGUAUAUUGAGCAUGUACAGUCUGCAGGACACAAUUACACAAACAAACCUCCUCUUCUAGUAUUAAUUUUGUUAUACUUCUAUCAUAUUGUUUAACUCAAUGUUAUGUAGUGCACUAAAAAUUGAAGUCAUCUCUACUCUAAGUGAGAUAUGUGUUGCUAACAGUGAUUUGUAGUUUUCUGGUGUGAGUGUUUUCCCCCCUUAAAGAACACACUGAUAAAGUGAUUUAAUAUACAAUAGUAUAUUUACAUUUAAUCUGUGCAACAACAAAAAAACAAAACAAAAUGCAAACAUUUGCAUCUGGGUUUGGCUGCACAUGAGUGGAAACAGUCAUUAAUCAUGUUGCACUCUGGAAACAAAAUGUGUUAGAAUGAAACCUGGCUUUCCAUUUCAAGAUCUUGAAGACACACACACAGACAGACACACAGACAGACACACAGACAGACACACAGACAGACACACACACACACACACACACACACACACACAGACACACACACACACACACACACACACACACAGAGGAUAAUAGCAAAUAGCAAAACUGUUAACAGAACUUGAACAUAUUUUUACCACUGCUGUGUUGGUAAACUUCAGACUGCUUAAACUGUCCUGAUGAAAAGACUUGAUGAUUGUUUUUUCAUCUUAUAUCAAACUUAUUGUGAAACUAUUUAAAAUGAUCAACUGUAGUUUAUUUUGUACGCUGUUGUGUAACCAUUUCAUAUUUUGAACUUGUUUUUUCUUGCAAAUGUGUUAUUGUGUUAAGAUAAUCCUGUCUAGAUGAUCGGUGUAAUUAAAUAAUGUUCAUUGUUUUU
Molecule: messenger RNA, 2902 nt
Organism: Seriola dumerili (greater amberjack)
Lineage: Eukaryota; Metazoa; Chordata; Actinopteri; Carangiformes; Carangidae
Gene: emid1
Product: EMI domain containing 1
Exons: 16
Coding region: 153-1601 (482 amino acids)
Molecular function (GO): protein binding
Source: RefSeq, a predicted model, not a curated record